Molecule: messenger RNA, 549 nt
Organism: Naegleria lovaniensis
Lineage: Eukaryota; Heterolobosea; Eutetramitea; Acrasida; Naegleriidae
Exons: 1
Coding region: 1-549 (182 amino acids)
Source: RefSeq, a predicted model, not a curated record
AUGGCCAUCCCAAUCAAGCAAGUAAGAUGUGGUGGCCAUCAUAAUCUUGUACUUUUACAAAAUGGAGCUAUAUUUGCAUGGGGUUUUAAUAAUCACUAUCAAUGUGGAUUUUAUGAGAAUAUUAAGAACAAAUUACCAAGCAUCUCCAUUACACCUUUUUACAUUCCUAAAAACAUUAUUCCUUCCGAAAUUACAGACAUUCAAUGCUCCUUUCUUAGUUCUGCAAUUAUUACCAACAAUGGUGUGUACAUUAUAGGAGACCUUACAGCGAAGGCCAAUGCAUUUGCAAAAUCGAACGAAGAUUUGCGAUUUUUAACACUUCCAUUCUCCAAAUUUAAUUUCUUACUGAACGCAGCCAGUGGUGGUGCCGAUCAUUUUGUUCUUUUCACACACAAUGAAAACAGCGAAGGCUCGCAAGGCUACUUUUCAAAAAACUUGAGCGAAUUGCUCCAUAUUGAAUCCUCCAUCAUUCCUUCAGUCACUUCUCGCUCCAAUGGUUCCAAUGAUUCUUCCUCUUUCAAGUAUUCUACCGAUUUCUCAACGAGAUGA